AUGAAAAUAUGUACAAUCAUUCACAAUAACAAACAUCCAGAUCAUGUGAAUCAAUACGAUCAUAUCGAUGAUAUCAGACAAUCUUUAAAUAAUUUAUAUUUAUCUAUUUUAGAUAAUGUUAAUAAUAAUAAAAAUAAAAACAAUAGUAGUAGUAUAAGUAGUAUUAGUAGUAUCGAUAAUAACUUUAAUGACAUUAAUAAUAAUGAUAUGCCAGUGGAGAGUAAAAUCAAUUUCACAAUCAAUUCGAUAUGGGAAUCAUUAAGAUCGUCAACAUCAGUAUAUGAUUCAUUAACAACAGCUGAGAAUGAAAUCAAACAAUACUUUGAACAAAUACAUACUUUUCUAAUCAACGAAGAACAUAGAUUAAAGAAACCGAUCAUCAACCAAAAAGAUGCAAUCAUUGAUCAAAUCGAUAAUAAUAUCAAUCAUUUGAAACAUUUAAUCAAUAUUAUAAAUAUAAAUAAUAAUAUCGAACAUGCCUGUGGUAAUGGUAAUGAUAAUGAUGUCGACAACACCGAGACACCUGUUAAAAUACCAGAUAUAACCGAUCUCUAUUCAACAACAACCAUUAUGAAUUCAAUAGCAUUAAGUUCAUCAUUACAAUCAUUCAUCAAAGAUAAUAAUCGACUAUUUUUGAAUAAUAACAAUAACUAUUUCGAUAUCGAUGAAUCUCUAAAACAAAAUAACAAUGAUUCGUCAUCAUUAUUAUAUGAUAUCAUUUAUAAAUAUAACUGUCAUUUUACACCUACAACAACAUUGCUAUCAACACUACCACCAGCAAAUUACCUGUUAUCAAUCGAACCACCCGAUUUAGAUCAAUUGAAAUUAACAAUCGAACAAUCAAUUCAACUUGAAAGAAUUGAAAUAAAACCAAUAACAAAAACAAGAACAAUGACAACAACAAAAACGACAGAGAAUGAAAAUAAAACACAAUAUAUCUUCUCAACACACGAUAAGAAUGGAGCAACUCUAAUCAACCUUUCACAAAACGAUUCAAUAGAACAAUUCGAUGUUGAUUAUAAUUUCUAUGGUGCAACAAUUAUUCCAGUUGGCCAAGAUAUCUAUGUAUUCGGUGGUGCACACAAUCAAAAAAAAUGGAUGAAAUUCUCAAUGAGAUCGAGAUCAUUUGAAAUUAUCGGUGAUAUCGAAGGAAUCGAUGGUGGAUUUUCAAUAUCAGCAUGUUACGAUGGUCGCGAUCAUAUCUACUUGCUGAACGGUGCCAAUCAGCGGGGUAAAAUCGACCGAUUCAACAUCCAAACAAUGAAAUUUGAACGAUAUCACAUAUUACCUGAGGGUCACGGUCAGCGGUCAUCUAUGAUCUUCAAAGGUUCGCUGUAUUCAAUAAACUAUGAUACCAACAAGAUGUUACAACUCAACAUGGUGAAUCGCGAGAUUACAUACCAUCUAAUAGAUAUUAAAUCGUACUCGGCAUGCAACGAUAACAAUGGUAAUUUCUACAUUUCCGAUUGUCCAAAGAGGAGUGAUGAUAUCAAACGAUUCGUCAAGUUCAACGUCGAAAGAAAACGAAGCGUAGAUUUGAAUCCUAUUCCCAUCAGCAAUGACAUCUUAAUGUAUCAUCGAGAAUCACAAACUUCUAGCUAUGUCUAUUCGAUCACUGGAACUGAACAUGGUAAUUUCAAAUAUUCUAUUGAGACCAAUCAAUAUGUACCAUUCUUCCAACAAGAUGAAUUCAAAAGAGUUUGGUGUCCAUCUACAUCUAUUUCGGUGAUUCAAGAAGAAGACGAUGACUACAACAACAACAACAACUUAUAA
Messenger RNA from Heterostelium album PN500, 1773 nucleotides. Its product is annotated as kelch repeat-containing protein. Gene Ontology annotation, molecular function: protein binding. The coding region runs from base 1 to 1773 and encodes 590 amino acids. The record is from RefSeq and is a predicted model, not a curated record. The transcript is spliced from 2 exons. NCBI's taxonomy places the organism in Eukaryota, Evosea, Eumycetozoa, Acytosteliales, Acytosteliaceae.